GCUUAUUCCUCACAGCAAUUAAGAAUACUCCACCUUUUCACUUGGAUUGGAGAACUUGGUGGUGGUUUAUAGACGUUAAUAUUUGUUAUGAUACUUUGGGAUUUUUAAACACGUGUCAAGAUGGAGGAGACUCAGAUCUACAGCCAGCGCCUACAUGGAAUCACGGAGAAGCGCAGGAUCCUGAGUGAGGUGGACAGAAUCCAGAGGGAGCUCGACCAGCAGAGAGUUAAACUGCAACAGUUAAAGAGAAAGUCCCUACGAGAUCGCUGGUUGAUGGAUGGCCUGGUCCCUACAGCAGGAGUAGAAGCAGAGAAUCCAUUGAGUGAGACAGAAGGUCAUAUAAAGGACCUCGAACUACAGCUUGAAAGUCUUCAAUCAGAACUGGUGUAUCUGGAAAACCCACAACUGAAGCCUUUGAAAGUAGCGAAAGUCCAGGAUAUUACGGCGCACAAGGAACUUGUGAAUGGUGAAAGAAGCCUAAAACAAGUUGAUCAAAACGAAAAUCUGAAAGAACAUCCAAUUACAGAAGAAGGCGACCAACCUCGUGGCAGUCAUGGAGAAAAGCUCACUGUAUCCCAAAAAGACCCCACCUCUAGCACAGAGAAAGAGGGGCGUCCUGUCCCGACUCCUCGAUCUAAAAAUGCAUCAGUAAAUCAUAAAGCCGAACACAACCCGGAUGUAGAACUUUCAGACUCAAAGGAACCUGAUGAUAAACAGACACAUCCAAGCCAAAAUGUGGAUGGUUUUGUUCAAAAAGAUGCAGAUGGUAGCCACAAUAUUCUCAAACAAGAAAACGAAAUACAAAACUUAGGACACAGCCAGGAACUUCAAGAUCGGAAAGGAGAACAUCAGGAUCCAGGUGGAAAUCCUCAAGUCAACCUGGAUGAAGAUACCGUUGAUAAAGUCCAAAGUAUUCCAAACCAGAAGCUUGAUUCCCUGGGGAAUACUUUGGAGCAGGAAGACCAAAACUUAAGGAGCCCUACAAAGGAAUUGGAAAGUGUUGGUCAGAUAACAGAUGACUCCCAAGACUUGAACAACGAUCUGUUCAAACCUAAUGAGAACGGCACGGAAUCGCUACUGGAUGAAAUUACAAAACUGGUAAAUCUUGGAGACCAACAAAGAGCCGAUCAACAGAACCAGGAUGGUGGCAAGCCAUCAGCCGAUCAACAGAACCAGGAUGGUGGCAAGCCAUCAGCCGAUCAACAGAACCAGGAUGGUGGCAAGCCAUCAGCCGAUCAACAGAACCAGGAUGGUGGCAAGCCAUCAGCCGAUCAACAGAACCAGGAUGGUGGCAACCCAUCAGCUGAUCAACAGAACCAGGAUGGUGGCAACCCAUCAGCUGAUCAACAGAACCGUGAUGGUGACAAGCCAUCUAUAUCUAAGGAACCGCUCAACCCAGAUUCACAGAUUCACAAAAGUGAAGAUGAUGGCCAGAAUCUGGGGGAAGGCAAAUUUUCAGUUUUGAUUAGCCAUGAGCAAGGUCACGCCGCAGAUGAAGCGCUUGCAUUGUCUUUAGAGACCGAAAGAGCACAUCCUGUUUUACUGGACAUCCAAGAGGAAGCAGAGAAGCCUGUGGCAGUUUGCACCAAGUUUGAGACACCAGAUGGCUUAAAUCAAGGCUCAAUAUUGCAUUUUGAGGACCAGACUCCGGAUUCAGCAUCCAAGCCUUUAGAAAACGCUCAGAGCUCAGUGCUGCCACCUAGUGACCAGGAGGUAUGCACAACACUGCCAUGUAAAGACCAAAUUCCCAGCCAGUCACUGUUAUCUGAAGGUCAAGUUAACCAAGCUCAGAUAUCUCAAGUCAUAGUGGUAACUCCCUCAGGACACGAGCAACGCUCUUCUAAUUCUCCACAAGGCCCUUCGGCCUCCAACCAGCCUGGGACCAGAGAAACCAGCACUGCCCCUGAAAGCCAGCCCCUAUUACAAAAAUCUCAAGAGACUGAUGCCAACCACGGGGCCAACACAGCCGAGACACGGGAUAAGAGCACGCCGACGAAAAAGAAGACAUGCCAGUGUUGCGUGGUCAUGUGAGAUGAACAAUGAUGCAGGAGAGUUUCAGAAACACCCUAAACAUGAUCCAUGACAGUUGUGAGCAAACCCAACGCGGAUAAAUAGUGUGUAUAUAGGUCAGGGAACUGUAACAUACAUUAUAUAGAAGAAUGAUCUCUCAUUUAUAGAAUUUUUAAUCUAGCAUUGGUCUAACUUUUUUUUUUUU
This is a messenger RNA of Rana temporaria (common frog), 2215 nucleotides long. RefSeq names its product paralemmin 3 (gene PALM3). The transcript has 6 exons. NCBI's taxonomy places the organism in Eukaryota, Metazoa, Chordata, Amphibia, Anura, Ranidae. Gene Ontology annotation, biological process: regulation of cell shape. Gene Ontology annotation, cellular component: membrane. Bases 121 to 2031 code for a protein of 636 amino acids. The record is from RefSeq and is a predicted model, not a curated record.